Alligator sinensis (Chinese alligator) is the source of this 2051-nucleotide messenger RNA. It is a transcript of the gene UTP15, whose product is annotated as UTP15, small subunit processome component. Gene Ontology annotation, cellular component: nucleolus. Lineage: Eukaryota; Metazoa; Chordata; Crocodylia; Alligatoridae. The transcript is spliced from 12 exons. Gene Ontology annotation, biological process: positive regulation of transcription by RNA polymerase I; rRNA processing. The record is from RefSeq and is a predicted model, not a curated record. Bases 77 to 1636 code for a protein of 519 amino acids. Gene Ontology annotation, molecular function: protein binding.
GGGGGGCCCCCGGCGGCCGCCGCGUGACUGCGCGCCGCUGAGGGACCGCGGGGCCCGGUGCAGGCCUGAGGCAGCGAUGGCCAGUUACAAGCCCGUGGCGGUGCUGCCCUUCCCCAGGCUGGGCGAGAAGGUCACGCAGGACACGCUCUACUGGAAGGGCUACAAGACUCCAGUUCAGAUAAAGGAAUUUGGUGCAGUGAAUAAAAUUGACUUCUCUCCAGUUCCUCCACAUAACUAUGCUGUCACAGCCUCUUCAAGGAUCCAUAUUUAUGGUCGAUAUUCUCAGGAGCCAAUCAAAACAUUCUCUCGCUUCAAAGACGCUGCUUACUGUGCUACUUAUAGAGAUGAUGGCAAGCUGCUUGUUGCUGGCAGUGAAGAAGGUAAUGUUCGACUUUUUGAUAUCGGUGGAAGAGCAGCACUGAGACAGUUUGAUGGUCACACAAAAGCAGCACAUGUAGUAGACUUUCUGUCUGAUAAAUACCGUAUAUUUUCUGGUGCUGAUGAUUAUACUUCAAAGUUAUGGGAUAUUCCAAGCUCAUCAGAAAUUGUGUCAUACAGCGAGCAUACGGACUAUGUGAGAUGUGGCUGUACAAGUAAACUGAAUGCAGAUCUCUUUGUCACAGGUUCAUAUGAUCACACUGUAAAAGUAUUUGAUGCACGGACAGAAAAGAGUGCCUUGACAAUAGAGCAUGGGCACCCUGUGGAGAGUGUGCUCCUCUUCCCCUCUGGGGGUCUUCUAGUCUCUGCAGGGGGCCGGUAUGUUAAAGUCUGGGAUAUUUUAAAAGGAGGUUACUUAUUGGUUUCACUUAAAAAUCACCACAAAACUGUAACCUGCUUAUGCCUGAGCAGCUCUGGACAAAGAUUACUCUCAGGAUCCUUAGACAGGCAUGUAAAGAUUUACAGUACAACUUCUUACAAAGUAGUCCAUAGCUUUGAUUAUGCAGCGUCAAUACUCAGUCUCGCAUUGGCACCUGAAGAUGAAACCAUUAUUGUAGGCAUGACCAAUGGAGUACUAAAUGUUAGACAUCGAAAACAUGAAGAAAACAAAGAAAGGAUUCCUAAAAAAAGGCAUCCAGCAUACAGGACCUUUGUAAAAGGAAGAAACUACAUGCCAAAGCAGGAGGAUUUCUUUGUCAGCAAACCAGUAAGAAAUCACUUGAAAAAAUACGAUAAGUUGCUGAAAAGCUUCCAGGUGUCCAAGGCUCUUGAUGCGGUACUUGAGGUCCCCAUCAGAGUAUACACCCCUGAAAUAACGGUUGCAGUCAUGCAGGAACUAAGCCGCCGAGGAACACUGAAAAAUGCACUUGCAGGGCGAGAUGAAAAGCAGCUUGGUACCCUCCUUACCUUCUUGACAAGGCAUGUGGUUGAACCAAGAUUUGCUCCUGUGCUGAUAAACGUUGCAGAAAUGAUUAUUGAUAUUUAUCUCUCUGUGGCUGGACAAUCUGCAGUUGUUGAUAAACAAUUCAUGAGACUCCAAGAAGUUAUAGAAAAAGAGAUUGAUUAUCAGGGGGAAUUACUAGAAACUUUGGGAAUGAUGGAUGCACUGUUUGCUACUAUGACAAGUAAAAAGGUCACAUCUCUCGAGAACAAAAGUAAUGGUAUUUCAAAGGUUGUGGAACAAGAUACGAGAAAUUAAUUCCAUCUUCACAAAAUCCCUUGGACUGGACAUUAUGGCGCUUUACCCAGAAAACUUUACCAUAGCUGCUUUCAAAAUCUCAUUUCUCUGCAGGGAUUAUCUCCUGCAGGUUGUGUUUUGGAGAGACCAGAUUACUAAUGACAAGAGAAAAGGACUAUUGCAAGAAAUAUUUUCCAUGUCUUUUUUUUUUUUGUUUUUUGAGCCCUAGGAUUUUAAAGUUUUAUUCCAAAGCUAUUUAACUAUGAAAAAGUACGAAGUCAGACUUUGCUUUAAGGGAACAAUCUACGGCUGCAAUUUUAUAGUCCCAAACCCAAUUCAGACUACUUAUUUUUAACAUUAACCCUAUAAAAACUGGUAUUUCUCAAAUAUCAACCACUUGGAAGCGGGAAUAAAACAAAGUACGACUUUGACAUAA